Aspergillus wentii DTO 134E9 is the source of this 1832-nucleotide messenger RNA. RefSeq lists its product as uncharacterized. The record is from RefSeq and is a predicted model, not a curated record. The transcript is spliced from 4 exons. NCBI's taxonomy places the organism in Eukaryota, Fungi, Ascomycota, Eurotiomycetes, Eurotiales, Aspergillaceae. The annotation marks the transcript as partial.
CAUGCCUAUCGUUAAUAAACUAGUUCAAAAUGUCGGUGCAGGCAUCGGCCUUGUAUCUGAAAGCAUCUCGGCCAGCAAAGCAAAGAAACGAGACGCCAACAAUGCAGACACCACCCAACACCAAGAGAGAGGAAUCAUUCCAUCUGACCACAACGAAUCCUCAGACAGAGCUAGACAGGACCCCGAUCAAGAUCACGAGCUCCAGUGGGAUCUAGACGAGGCACAGGAUGAGCUCCGAGGGAUCGCAUCGCCAACAACACAUGAACCCGUCGACGAUGUCGCUAUGGCAGAGUUAUUUGCUCGUCAAUAUCCUCCUCCAGACUACGAUGAAGCGACAAGAUCUCCACCCAGACUGCCUUAUCCUGUUGUGCUGCCCCAGCGUCGACCGAAAGCGCGUGCAAGAGGUUUUGUGCGUGCUUAUGCCCCGGUUCUGGAGGAUUUCGGAAUCAACGAAGCCAUGUUUCUGGACUUUCUUGAUAAGUGCAAUACUGCAUGUAUGGGUGCGAACUGGUUGAACGUGCUUAAUCUGGCAUCUAUUCCAACUAUGCUAUUGCCCGAGGCGAUCUCCGUUGCUGUAUCUAUCGCCAUUCAGCUGGUGACAAGAGCUGCCAUUGAAGUUGAUGGAAGAAGAAGAUCUAAUAACUUCAUUGACGCAAUCAACCGCGACUUCUUCCGCCCGCGUGGUCUAUUCUGUCUUCUGAUGACCUGGAACCCUGAAAUCGACGAUCCAUUUGUCCAAGUCGACAUCAAAAACACCAUUUCUAAAGCCAUGACAGGAGGUGGAUCUGGACUGGGAAAAAUAAAACAUAAACUCAAAGCUGCGAAUGCCGAUUCAUACGGUAACCAGAUGUUCCCCGAAGUCGCACCACUGGUCUUCCCCGUUGUCGAUCGUCUUGCUACCGACGAAGAGACAAAGAAGAAGAACAAGACUUUCAAAGAGACGGCAAAGCGGAGGAAAGAGUUUGCUGCUAAUUAUUUUGACAAGAGAGCUCAAGCUAAAUUUAUCGCGAAAAACCCCGACAGCGCCCUUAACCAAGGCCCUCAACCCACCUUUACAUCCCGAUACGCAGAUCCCAACCAUCCCGCAAGCAGUGGUUCUCCUAUCGCUCUCCUCACAGGAGGAUACGUGACGCGGGAGAAUGUGCUCCGCAUGACCGGACGAGGGGCCCUAGCGGAUCAGACCAGAAAUGGAAGAUUGGCCAGAGGGAGUGUACUCACAGGUCCUAUGGAAAACAGAAGACAAGGUCCUAUAGGCACACUGAUCGGUGGGAUCGCCAACAGGGGUAGUGCAUCUGUUCCAAGAGGGUUGAGUCCUGUAGAGCAUGGGCAAAAUUCGAUGAGCGAGAGAGAACAAUACGGACGAGAGAGUCGAAGGGCAUCUAGGGAUCACAAGACAGGACCAUUGACUGGCAUUGGUCCAGUGGGUAUGGUGCAGAAGAUGUUCAAACAAAAAGUAAUCUACUUGAUGAUUGUGAAUAUGCCGUCCGAGGAGGAGCUGCAGCAGGCAAGGGAGGCGUUAGGAUGACGCUUCUAUUUUAGAUAUAACUCAAUCUUCCGCAUAUACUGGCUGUGCGAACUGGUGGUGGGAAGAUGGGGUUGACGAUGAUUCUUCGUGAUUGACAUCGCGUUACAUAAACCUUUUUAGACUUUGUAUUCCAUAUCCGAUGACAAGCAGCUAUGUUACCAUAAUCCGGCCAUAUGCAUGAGCGCUGACGGUCCACAGAGUGUACCAGGAAUGUAGCACAAUUCCAAAAGGGAAAAAGAGUUAUACUCGAUGAUAGGACAUGUCUGUUUCUCAGAGUCAUAGUCAUUUGUCAACUUUUGCAUUACCC